Molecule: messenger RNA, 2065 nt
Organism: Raphanus sativus (radish)
Lineage: Eukaryota; Viridiplantae; Streptophyta; Magnoliopsida; Brassicales; Brassicaceae
Product: trihelix transcription factor DF1
Exons: 2
Coding region: 197-1864 (555 amino acids)
Source: RefSeq, a predicted model, not a curated record
GGCCUAGAGAUUACACCACUCUUCUUCCUCAUGUAAACUCUCUCUCUCUCUCUCUGUUCCAUUCUUUUCCCUUCCUUCUAUGCAUUUUAAUUUUUCCCUUUUUUUAAUUUUAUUUUUUUCAUUUCUGUAACUUCUCGUCAAAGACAGCUCGGGGGAAAAUAGAAAAUAAGUUAAUAAAUCAAAAACCCUUUUAACGAUGGAGUUUGGUGGUGUUACUACAACCACAUCCGCAGCAACCGCAGAGGCGCCGCCACCGCCACAAUCGAACGAUGCGGCCGCUACAGAAGCUGCGGCAGCUGCAGCGACAGUUGGAGCUUUUGAGGUGUCGGAGGAGAUGAACGACCGUGGGUUCGGCGGAAACCGAUGGCCGCGGCAGGAAACGGUGGCGCUGCUGAAAAUACGAUCUGACAUGGGUUUAGCGUUUCGAGACGCUAGCGCUAAAGGUCCCUUGUGGGAAGAGGUUUCCAGGAAAAUGGGGGAACUUGGUUACACAAGAAACGCAAAGAAAUGCAAAGAGAAAUUCGAAAACGUUUACAAAUACCACAAACGAACCAAAGAAGGUCGUACCGGUAAAUCCGAAGGCAAAACUUAUCGCUUCUUUGAUCAAUUAGAAGCUCUCGAAUCUCAUCAACAUCAACAACAACAACAUCAACCGCUUCAACCGCAACCACCUCUACGAUCGCACAACAACAACAGCUCAAUGUUCUCCACUCCUCCUCCGGUAACUGCUAUUAUUCCCCCGACAACUACACCUUCGUUUCCAAACAUCUCCGGAGACUUCCUCUCGGAGGAUAAUUCGACAUCUUCUUCCUCUUCUUACUCCACUUCCUCCGACGCCGACAUUGGCGGGAGGAAUAAGAAGAAGAGGAAGAGGAAGUGGAAGGAGUUUUUCGAGAGGUUGAUGAAACAGGUUGUUGAUAAGCAAGAGGAGCUUCAGCGUCAGUUCCUGGAAGCCGUCGAGAAGCGUGAGCGCGAGAGAAUGGUCAGAGAAGAGUCUUGGAGAGCUCAAGAGAUGGCUCGCGUCAACCGCGAGCACGAGAUCUUAGCUCAAGAACGCUCCAUGUCCGCGGCUAAAGACGCCGCGGUCAUGGCGUUUCUCCAGAAGUUUUCAGAGAAACCAAGUCAAUCAACCGCGCCACCGCAACCUCAACCGCAAACGCAGGUUAAUAACAACAACAAUCAAACGCCUCAACCGCCCCAACCGCCUCAACCGCCGCCUCCGGUUCCGCAGCCAGUGGUGGUACAAACCUUAGACAUUGUGAAAACAGACAAUGGUGAGCAGAACAUGACCACUCCGGUGUCUGCUUCCGGGGUGAGCUCGUCGCGGUGGCCGAAAGUGGAGAUAGAGGCGUUGAUAAAGCUGAGGACGAAUCUUGAUUCCAAGUAUCUAGAGAACGGACCGAAAGGACCGUUGUGGGAAGAGAUAUCGGCGGGAAUGAGAAGGUUAGGAUUCAACAGGAACUCAAAGAGAUGCAAAGAGAAGUGGGAGAACAUAAACAAAUACUUCAAGAAAGUCAAAGAGAGCAACAAGAAACGGCCUCAAGACUCCAAGACUUGUCCUUACUUCCACCAGCUUGAUGCUUUGUAUAGAGAGAGGAACAAAUACAACAACAGCUUGGCAUCUUCUUCCUCAACUAAACCGGAUAAUUCGGCUCCUUUGAUGGUCCAACCGGAGCAGCAAUGGCCUCCUCCUGCAACGGUGGCUCAUCCUCCUCCUGCUCAGCCGUUGGAUCAGAACUUUGAUGAUGAUGAAGGUACAGAUGAAGAAGAAGACUACGACGAUGAGGAAGAGGAGGAAGAGAAUGGAGAAGAAGAGUUUGAGCUAGUGCCAAGCAAUGAUAACAAGACGACGAAUAAUGUGUGAUGUGAGGAUAGUGGUUCGGGUUCGAACCGGAUUGGUGGUGAAAGAUUAGUAAAUCUUUGUUUUUAAGUUUUGAUACAGAAGAUGAGAAUUUAAAUAUUGGAUGGGGGUGCUUUUUUUCUUCUUAUCUUUGUUUUUUAAGUUAUACUGAGAAAAGGUUACUAAGAGAGUAAGUUGAAAAAUAAAAUAAAUGUGAUUUAACUA